UGCAAAUCUGUUUUCUGUUGUAUCAAAUCCCGCCAAAGGUACACGAGAAAGUGGCCAAAAUGGGUUACUUUGGUAACAUCUGUGCAUUGUGCGUUUUGGUUUUUGCUGUGGGGUCUAUUAAUUUCACUGAAGCCCGGUCCACCAAUGCGUUAAUUAGGCAUGAAGCCAAACGAGAUAUUCCUGAUCGCUGCAUCACCAACAGCGUGACACCCGUCACUUGCGACCACGCGACCAUCACAGACAACCUUCUGCCGCAUCCAGAUGACUGCCAGCUCUUCUACUAUUGCUUGGGCGCCGAUCUACCACCGAUAUGCCGACAGUGCCCAGCCGGAUUGCAUUUUAACCCUAAAAAGCAUGUUUGCGAUCAACCCCAACAAGCAGGAUGCCAAUCAAGUGACUCUUCUAGCACUGCUAGUCCUUCUACUGAGGUUCCUGAUUCUACUCCUCCGAGACUUGUUCCUACUACUGAGGAGUCUGAGUCUACUUUUCCGACAACUAUUUCUACUACUAAGCGUCCUGUUUCUACUACUAGGGCUCCCGUUUAUACUACGCUCCGUACCACUACUACUACUCGGAAAAGUGGGUGGUGUUGGUGGUGGUGCUAAAAUCAGUUUGGUGCAAAGGUUUACAGCGAAACAAAUUAAAUUACUAUUGUAACGGAUCUUGGCAAUAAUAAAUUUCUUAAGCAAAAA
Messenger RNA from Maniola jurtina (meadow brown), 692 nucleotides. RefSeq names its product probable chitinase 10. Gene Ontology annotation, cellular component: extracellular region. Gene Ontology annotation, molecular function: chitin binding. The record is from RefSeq and is a predicted model, not a curated record. The coding region runs from base 60 to 605 and encodes 181 amino acids. The transcript is spliced from 2 exons. NCBI's taxonomy places the organism in Eukaryota, Metazoa, Arthropoda, Insecta, Lepidoptera, Nymphalidae.